GAAAAAAAGAUUGUGAGCUCAAGUCCCACAAUUCUAGCAUGCAGUAAAUAGAACACGUUUUUAGACCGUUACAAUACAUAGAAGCAGGUACAAUUUUUUUUUAUAACCUAGAAAUUAUGUUUACAAACUGUCAUUACCAACUCUAGUUAGUGAAACCUCACAGUAGUGAAAUCAAUGAGCGUGAAGCAAGUCUACACUAGACAUUUACAUAUCAUUGCCACAAAGAAUAUUGCCUUGAAUAAAAAGAUAAAAAAUAAUGUCAACAAAACUUGCUGCAGCGACAAACGAUUCAGUAAAACCUAAGAUUAAAAAAAUUGGCCCCAUGCCUAAGACUGAUCAGUAUCUUCAUGAUAGGCCGGACAACAACCAACAAAUCAAUGUGAACCAAAGCUGCUACAAAAAGAAGGACAAGAAGGCAGAGUGCCCACCCAAUUGUGACACAAAUGACCAACACAAGGCGUGUUCAAAAUGCGGACUCUGCAGUCCACAGUGCACAUGUAACAAGGAUCCCUCCAAAUGUGAUGCCAACGAACAACAGUGUGCAAACAGUUGUGGCAAUAAAGAAUCGUGCGGCAACUCCCCAAGUGCAGGUUGUGAUAACAAACAGCAGAACAAUAUCAACAUGAACAAGCAGCAAGACGACAUGGCGCUGGUCAGAGAGGAACCACUGACCACGUCUCGCUGUGACCAACUCAAACAACCCACCAUCGGCUCCACAGAACAGCUGGGGGAGACAGGGGGUACGCCCGUUAACAAUCAGCAGACUCACCGUGAACAUGGAUCUGCCAGAAAUACCCUGACCAGAGUUAAGAGCCAACUGAAGAGAUUGCUUAACCACAAGCCCGUCAAAAUAAAAGUGUUCGAGCCUAGUGGUGAGACCAAUACCAAUGUGAACAAAGCAGCAACAAACAUGCACUUGUUUUUCAAUGACAAAUCAGAAGCUACUUGCAAGGUUGUUAUUAAACGACAAAACUUUCCAAGUGAUUUAAAGAAAGAAAUGGAUAAUUCCAAAACUGAUACGCUGAUGGAUGAUGGCCCUUCUGAUGUAGAAGAUAACACAAAAAAUAUAAACCAAGAAGUCACUAAAUCCAAAUCCACUGAAGAAAACAGUAAGCCUUCUAAGUCUGAAAUAUCUAAAGCAGUUAAUUCAAGCCUCAAAAAAGUGAACUGUUUGCCAGGUGAACGAAGCUCUUCCACAGAAAUAAAACAUCAGGAAGAAGAAAUCAGAGAACAAAGUGUAAGCAACACAUCACCAGAAAAUAGAAGAGCUCUCCCCAAACAGAGAACAUUUAUCAUUGAAAAACCUAAAAUGGCUUGGAGCUCUCCAGUAAUGAGAUCUAAAUGUGAACGCAAUGACUCGGGCAGCCCAGUUAGAGGUAUACAAAGUGGUAGUUCCCCUUUAGUAGCCACGGAUGUAAAAAGCCUACAUUCUAACUCUAGAGCUACAUUUGAUAUUGGCCCAACCGAGACCAAAGAUAUUGGAGCAUGGAGCACCCACGUGACCAGCACUUCAAGCAACAAGCUUCUUCGUGUAGAGAAACACAGUGAGACUUAUCUCAGGCCACAGAUGCAAUCCUACAGUGACCCAGUCAUAGAAGACUCGAAUGUGUGUUCAGCAGAUGCUGAGGAAGUUGGAAACGAGGUCAUCGCUAGUGAUGAUGGCGGCGAAAGUAGUGGCAAUGACAAGGAUGAAGCCAACACUUCUCAACAUAAAAUCAACGAUUCUCUAGCAUGGGUCAUUGUAUCAGAUGAUAAAAGUAGCUCAGCACAGGUAGAGAAAGAUACCUCAGCUUCAUCUAAUGUUCAGUCCUCUGACAUUCGUCAACCUGUAUCAGCUAAUCAACAUCCUCCAAGAACUAAUCAGAAAAAGUCAAAACUACUGAAAUUCACUAAAACGUUUGCUAAUCUGCCAAAUAACAUUACAGGCAAUAUACUCAACAUGUUUCCAUCUAGCUCGAGAUUGAACAGACCAAAAUACGGAAACUCAAAGGGAGACAAGCCAAACUUUGUUGACAGACCUACUGCUACCGCAACACAUCCACAGCAGCCAGAACCUGAGGGUGACUCAAGUCUGCUGUAUGAAGCCGUUCUAAUGAAACAUGCCAGUACACUGACCAGAUCCAAGAAACACACUCAUGAUGCUGAAAGAUUCAGCGAUUCCCUUCAAAAGUAGUUGCUUUGUACACUUUUUGAAAACCUUACUUAUGAACUCUAUUCUUACUGGGCUAUGGUAUAUCAGUGAACUAGCGUACCUCACAAAAGCAGAAAAAUGAACUCUGGCAAGUGCAUAAACCAAAAAAAAGCAAUAUGAACUCAAAGGAAUCCUUAAGUAAAAAGAAUAUUUCACUUAAAUAUGUUAGAAGUCCAAUAUCUUUAAAAAAAAUAUAUAUAUACUUUAUACUCAUGCUAUUUUAAAAAAUUCAUUUUGCAAGAUGAAAAAUAAAAUCUUAAAACAAGUUUUAAAAAUGUUC
Messenger RNA from Biomphalaria glabrata, 2471 nucleotides. RefSeq lists its product as uncharacterized. The transcript is spliced from 2 exons. NCBI's taxonomy places the organism in Eukaryota, Metazoa, Mollusca, Gastropoda, Planorbidae. The coding region runs from base 257 to 2173 and encodes 638 amino acids. The record is from RefSeq and is a predicted model, not a curated record.